UCCUGGCCCAGCUGGGCAUGAUUGGGCACAGCUGGGACCAGUAUAAAAGAGGUGCAGAGGUGCAGGUAGGGAUCCUGGACUCCCCGAAGCUGUAAAGGAACAUGAAGCACAGACAGGUAUCCAUGGCGGGCUGGGUGCUGUGCGUGACGCUGGUGCUGGCAGCACUCACAGGGGCUCAAGGCCAGACCUACCAGAAUUUCUUGCAGAGGCAUGUGGACAAUCCCCGGACAAACCUGGCAGGACAACGCUACUGCAACAUCAUGAUGGCGCGGCGGGGAAUGACAAGGCCCGUCUGCAAGCCACUGAACACUUUCGUGCACGCCCCAGGCAUGACUGUGGCACGUGCCUGUACUUGGCCGCCCAAUGCCCAGGGGUACUACACCACCCCGAACAGGCUGAGUGUGACCAUCUGCCGCCUGAGAGGCGGGAACACUCGGCCACCCUGCAACUACCGGGCGGCGCAGCAGUGGCAACACUACGUGGAGGUGGCCUGUCAGGCAGGGCUGCCCGUGCACCUCCAGAAUACCUUCCCAUAGUGAGGCAUUCUCGAGGCCCUGGAAUGAGGCCUGGCUUGAGGGGGUGCCAAUUGUCUCUCCUGUCAGUGGCUCUGUCA
This is a messenger RNA of Malurus melanocephalus (red-backed fairy wren), 613 nucleotides long. Its product is annotated as ribonuclease CL2-like. Bases 102 to 536 code for a protein of 144 amino acids. Gene Ontology annotation, molecular function: nucleic acid binding. The transcript has 2 exons. The record is from RefSeq and is a predicted model, not a curated record. Lineage: Eukaryota; Metazoa; Chordata; Aves; Passeriformes; Maluridae.